UUGGCAUUUGUGUUGCAUUUGUGUGUCUUUUCAUUCAUUCCCACACCACCCAACACCACCACACCACAUUUACAUUACAUUACAACCAAAAGCUUCAUUAAGGUCAUUAGUGUUAAACUAAUCAUGGGGUAAUGGAGCCUAAAGCUUAAGCUGUCUUGCUCAAAAACAACAAGUUUUUAGCUUAGCUAGGCAUAGUGACAACACACUCACUCCCCUCAUUUCAUCAAACACCUUCUUCUUCUUCUUCUUCUCCAAUGGAAGCUAGUGCAGCCAAGGAGAAAGACAAGGAUGGCAAGAAGAUGAGCAGGGUUGGAAGCUGGGGAUCCAUGGCGUUCUACUCCUCGUCUUCUUCCUCCAGAAGCCAACCAGUGUCUGCAGCAGAAGGCAAGAAUGGUGGCAAGAAGGAGAAGAGGAGGAGCAGCAUCAGCAGGAGCAUCACGUGUGCCGGAUCGAUCUGCAGCACCAAGGAGAGUUCGGUGUCGAGCAGGGGGAGAGGCCGGCGCCGCCGGAGCGGCGGCGGCGGCGGCGGCGAUGGCGGCGGCGGAGGGAGCACGUCGAGCAGGUCGCUGAUGGGUCCCGGGUACCACGGCGACUCCGCGGCGGCUGUCUCCGCGUCGUCGUCGUUCAACUCUGUGAUGACGGCGGCGACAUCCGCCACCGCGACCACCACCACCACCACCACCAGCUCGUCGGCAACCUCGCCGCCGUCGGCGCUGUCCUCGCCGCUGUCAUCCAUCGGCGGCUCGUUCAGGGCGAUGCAGAUCAGGAAGCUCUCCGGCUGCUACCUCCACUGCCACUCGGUGCUCGACCCGCGCACCCUCGCCGCCGUCGUCUUCUCCUGCCCCGACUGCGACGAGGUGUUCGUCAAGCCCGACUCCCUCGAGCUCCAUAGAUCAACCAGACACGCAGUUUCAGAGCUCGGGGCGGACGACACGAGCAGGAACAUCGUGGAGAUCAUCUUCCAGUCGAGCUGGCUGAAGAAGAACGCGCCGGUGUGCAGGAUCGAGAGGAUACUCAAGGUGCAGAGCUCGGACAAGACCAUCAAGAGGUUCGAGCAGCACAAGGAGGCGGUGAAGGAGAAGGCGAGGAGCGCCGGCGACGAGGCCGGGAGGAACCCCAGGUGCGUCGCCGACGGCAACGAGCUCCUCAGGUUCCACUGCACCACCUUCGCCUGCUCCCUCGGCCUCGCCGGCGGCACCGCCCUCUGCUGCGCCUCCUCGUCGCCGCCGCCGCUGCACUGCAAGCUCUGCAGCAUCAUCAAAGACGGAUUCAGGGUGGAUGGCAAUGGGAGGAUCACGACGAUGGCGACGAGCGGGCGGGCGCACGACACGGCGGAGGUUUCGCCGGACGGCGAGAAGAGGGCGAUGCUGGUGUGCAGGGUGGUCGCCGGCAGAGUGAAGAAGCUCCACAGCAGCAAUUCUUCAGAGGAUCAUGACUGUGACUCUGUCAGCCCCUGCUCAGAAGGGGUUUACUCAGAUUUGGAUGAACUGUUCGUGUUCAGUCCCAGAGCUAUACUUCCUUGCUUUGUUGUCAUAUACAGUGGCUACUAGAUCAAAGAAAACCAGUAGAAUAGCUUGAUUUUGCCACUGUUCUUAAUCUAGUUUCUUUCUCUGUUGUAGGUUGUAGUAUGUUUACUUACUUCAUGUUCAUCAAGUCAGAUCAUAAUGCAAAAAUGGAAAAAAAAAAACUGCCUGCAAAGUGCAAAUCUUUCUCUUGUGUCACAGUUGCUCUCAAGUGUCAUUCAAAUUUGACAUGUUUGAAAAGCAGGUACAAGAUGGGAACAAGGCCAUGAGAUAGACACCAAAAACAGUGAUUUUGCUUGCUUCCAAGAUCUAACAGAAGUACAAAACCAUUGUCAAUGCAGAGUUUUUGUCCAUGUGUGCUGAGCAAACAUUAGAUGCUUACACCCAUGAACACUUUGGGUUCUUGGAAGAAGCAUCUACUUAGACAAAAGGCUAAGAACAAACAGCUACUUUGGAAGAAGCAAUGAACUGCUAAAUGUUAUACUAUUCCUACCCUGCAUCCAGCUACAUCCAACUCAAUAUAUUACUAAAUGCAAGUAUAGUACAGAUCCCUAGCAAAUGCUGCUUCUUAAUUGUGCAGCUCUACAAAUAUAAAUUCCUCUAACCAAUAUAGGUUAAGAGCUAAGCAGUAGAGGCGAUGGUGAUUAUACCUGUAUUUUAGUCAAUCAUAUUCUGAGGUUGUCUGCUUGUGGACGACAAGUUGCACAAACUGAUUCCAAACAAAGAGAGCACACAUUCACCAGAUUCAAGAUUGUUCAUCAACAAUUUGUUAAUCUAGCAUUAUCGUGGCCUCUGAUCUGUUCACUGCAAAACUGGACAAACGUCAACAGACAAUUUUACAGCAAGAAUGUCAUUUGUCACGAAAGCUUAAAGAAGAUCAGUGUCCUCAAGUUGCCUGUUUUUGUUCGUUUGGAUUCA
Messenger RNA from Oryza sativa Japonica Group (Japanese rice), 2441 nucleotides. RefSeq lists its product as uncharacterized. NCBI's taxonomy places the organism in Eukaryota, Viridiplantae, Streptophyta, Magnoliopsida, Poales, Poaceae. The record is from RefSeq and is a predicted model, not a curated record.